This is a messenger RNA of Aegilops tauschii subsp. strangulata, 513 nucleotides long. The record is from RefSeq and is a predicted model, not a curated record. Lineage: Eukaryota; Viridiplantae; Streptophyta; Magnoliopsida; Poales; Poaceae.
AUGACCUGGCUCGUCGCCAUCCCAGCACCGGCCAGUAGCGUCUCCGACCCUUUGGGGCGGCUGUCGCUCCGUUCGCCAGCACCCGGCGCGCACUUGGUAACCUCGGCCUCCGGGACUACGGAGUCGGUAACCACCUGCUCCGGCGCCGCCUGGUCAGCUCUGGCUACUCUGGCGCCGCCUGGUCAGCUCUGGCUGCUCCAGUCGCUGCCUGGGCCUCCACCACCGGCGGCUAUGGCUGCUCCAGAUUGGCAGCCUCCGAGAUCCCACUACCGGCCGGCUCCUCCGCAGCCUUGGCGUCGGUCUCUGCCAGCCCCUUGGUCGCUGCCUCCGCCUACAACGUCGCUGCGGCUUGGGCCUCCAUCUGGGCUGACGCUGCGGCUCGGGCAUCAGCCUCCGUUCGCGCUGCGGCCUCCCGCUCCUCCUGCGCCUUCUGCGCGCGUUCCUCUCCGUCGCCUCCUGAAGGGCGGCGGCCGGGUCCACGCGCUGGGCCUCCUUGAAGGAAAUAUGCCCUAG